This is a messenger RNA of Andrographis paniculata, 2528 nucleotides long. RefSeq names its product protein RETICULATA-RELATED 5, chloroplastic. Lineage: Eukaryota; Viridiplantae; Streptophyta; Magnoliopsida; Lamiales; Acanthaceae. The transcript has 7 exons. The coding region runs from base 124 to 2289 and encodes 721 amino acids. The record is from RefSeq and is a predicted model, not a curated record.
AUCCAUGGCUGCCGAUGUGUAUUGGUAUCGCGAUUGCUUUUGGAUCUAUCUAGCUCACUGCUACAAGAGGACAAAAUGUCGCAGCAGCAGUUGGAAUUCUGCUCGCGGCGGUAAGAAGUUGCAAUGGAGCCGUGCAGUUUGGCUGUUCAGUCUGCGGGGGUGUGUUCGAUCCCCCGUAGUUAUGGACAUGGCGGCACUGGCAGCCAUUGCCGCAGUCGUUUUGCGGUUGCUUGCCGCCGGGAGGAUUCCGGGGAGUAUCGUCAAUUGAAGCGGAGGUACGUCCUUAUUACACCCUUUCUGGCAGGAGGAGUUUACGCGCUUCGCUCAGCGCUGGCGAAGGCGGAGGAGAUGCCGGCCGGAGUUGGGGAAGGGGAAGUUCGGAGUCCGCAGGUGAACUCUCCGGAUGAGGCGGUUUUGGAGGCGGAGGAUGAGAUGAUUAAUUCGAGAAUUUAUGACGCGACGGCGAUUGGGGAACCGAUGGCUUUAGGGAAGGAGAAUAGGAAGAAGGUGUGGGAGAAGAUGAUGGAUGCGCGGGUUGUGUAUUUGGGGGAGGCGGAGCUAGUUCCGGUACAGGAUGACAGAGAAUUAGAGCUUGAGAUUGUGAAGAAUUUGAGGAAGAGAUGUGUGGAAGUUGAGCGGCCUCUUUCCUUGGCACUGGAAGCUUUUCCUUGUAAUCUACAAGAACAGCUCAAUCAGUAUAUGGAUAACAGGAUUGAUGGAUCAACCCUAAAAUCAUAUGUUACACAUUGGUCACCUCAACGUUGGCAAGAGUAUGAACCUCUGUUGACGUAUUGCCAUGAUAAUGGUGUUCGAUUGAUUGCAUGUGGUGUGCCACUUGAGAUUCUACGAACAGUUCAAGCACUAGGUGUUCGUGGCCUUUCUAAAGUUGAUCGUAUAAAAUAUGCUCCUCCUGCCGGAUCGGGCUUCAUCUCAGAAUUCUCUUCUAUCACUAGGAGACCCGCUGAAGCAUUGAAUUUUCCUAAUCAAUCCACUCCUUACGGCCCAAGAUCAUAUCUUUCCAUACAAGCAAGAGCUGUUGAGGACUACACAAUGUCUGAGAUCAUCUUACAAAGUAUAACAGAUGUUGGACCCACAGGCAUGCUAGUAGUUGUGGCAGGUGCUGGCCAUGUUGCAUAUGGGCCAAGAGGAUCUGGGAUACCGGCAAGGAUUGCGAGGAAAAUAAAGAAGAGAAAUCAGUUGGUCAUAUUACUUGAUCCUGAAAGACAACACAUUCGAAGGGAAGGUGAAGUGCCUGUAGCAGAUUUCCUGUGGUAUUCAGCAGCCAGACCUUGCAGUAGAAAUUGCUUUGACCGUGCUGAAAUUUCUAGAGUUAUGAAUGCAGCAGGAAGGAGGAGAGAUGCCUUACCACAGGAUAUUCAGAAAGGUUUAGAUCUUGGGGUGGUAUCACCGGAAGUGCUUCAGAACUUUUUUGACCUGGAGCAAUACCCUCUUAUUGCUGAAUUGACAAAUCGUUUUCAGGGUUUCAGAGAGAGGCUACUGGCAGAUCCAAAGUUUCUAUACAGAUUAGCCAUAGAAGAAACUGUAUCAAUCACGACAACGCUCCUAGCACAAUAUGAGAGGCGCAAAGAGAAUUUUUUUGAGGAAAUUGAUUAUGUGUUAACAGAUACGAUAAGGGCAGCAGUUGUUGAUUUUUUCACUGUGUGGCUUCCAGCUCCGACAAUGUCAUUCCUCACGAGUGUUGAUGGGAUCAGUCAGCCUGGCAGCAUGGAAGGAUUGAAAGGUCUUCUGGUGUCUAUCCCACAUAAUGCAUUUCAAAAAAAUCUUGCUGGGAAUUACUGGACCCUAAAUCAAAGAAUUGCCGCAGUAGUUAUUGGUGGUUUUAAACUGGCUGGUGUUGGAAUUAUUUCAAGCAUUGGCACAGUAGCUUCCUCCAAUGGGAUAUUUGCUGUACGAAAGAUGCUUAAUCCAAACAUUGCUAAUAAGCAACAGAAUAAGCGGUCACCUUUGCUGAAAUCGGCACUUGUGUAUGCGGCCUACCUUGCAACAUCAUCUAAUCUUCGUUACCAGGUUAUUUCAGGAAUAGUGGAGCAUAGAAUUUCAGAGCCAUUUGCUGACCAAACAUUAAUUGUAAACUUGAUAUCGUUUGUGGCCCGGACAAUCAACUGUUACUGGGGAGCCCAGCAAUGGGUUGAUCUGGCACGAUACACUGGAUUGCAAGCUCGCAGGAUGGAAAAUGUCCAAAUACAGGCUAUGGAUUCAUCUGGUUCUGCUGCAAUAGAAUGCAAAGUUUUGGAAGAUACCAAAAUGGAAGAAACCAGCAACCAUUAGGUCAGACUUUCAGACAUGCCUGCACAAUUGUUUUAUUCCUUCUCAAAAUUUUUGCAAAGCAACAUGUUACAUAGGAUUUGUAAACAGAAAAAACCAGAGAAUGUGAUCGCCAUAUUCAAAAUGGCGACACAUAAUGUACCCGGAAAGUUUCUUCGCCUUUUCACUUAUUAAUCUGUCUACAUAAAUUCUUGGUCCAUAUUUUAAUUAUUCAUGCAAUACAAUCUAAGAAAUUUAUCGCA